GGGCCGGAAAGGUGAGGGCGGGGCCCGGCCCUGGCCCGGCGCUGUCCCGGCGCUCCCGAUCCCGAUCCCGGCCCUAUCCCGGCCCUGUCCCGGUGUUCCCGAUCCCGGCCCGGUGUUCCCGAUCCCGGCCCGGCCCGUGCCGGCGUUCCCGGCCCCGCCAUGCGCAAGUUCUUCCAGGAGAUCAAGGCCGACCUGAAGUUCAAGACGGCGGGGCCCGGGCAGAAGCUCUCGGAGCCGUCCCGGGCCCCCAGGGAGAAGCCCAAAGCCGAGGCGGCCCCCAAGCCCCGCCAGGCCCCGACGGACGAGGCUCAGAUGGCGGCGGCCGCGGCGCUGGCCCGGCUCGAGCUGAAGCCCAAGGGAAAGGCGCCUUCCUGCUCCCAGGAAUCCAUCAAGAACCAGGUGAGGAGAGAGCUGAUGGCCGAGGCAGCUGCCAGCGAGAAGGGGCUCCCCGAGGAGGAGAAGGAGCAGGAGGAAGGGGCAGCUGCUCCCUCUGUCUCGGGGGUCUAUUUUAUCUGCCCCUUGACCGGUGCCGUCGUGAGGAAAGACCAGAAGGAAAAGCACCUCCGGGAAGCCAUCCAGGCAUAUUUCUCUGUGGAUCCAGUGGCUGCUUCCAUCAUGGAGAUCCACACCUUCAACAAGGACCGGGAGAAGGUCCGGGUGGGCGUGGAGACCAUGGCCAAGUACCUGGACAACAUCUACCUCCAUCCAGAGGAGGAGAAAUACCGGAAAAUCAAACUGCAGAACAAGGUGUUUCAGGAAAGGAUAAGCUGCUUGGAAGGGGCACACAAGUUUUUCCAGGCCGUGGGGUUUGAGACAAAAACGCUGCCUGUUCCAGGACAAGACAGCCCCGAGGAGCAGGAGCAGUUCUACGUGCUCAGGGAGGAGGUUUUGGCCAGGCUGGAGCAGCUCAAGGACUCCAAGGAGCAGCUGCUGAGCUCGGAGCCGCUCCGGGCCCGGCUGGACCGGCAGCUCCGCGUGUUCCAGCCCUCCCCACAGGCCGCCCGCUUCGAGCUGCCCGACGACUUCUACAACCUGAGCGCAGACGAGAUCCGCAGGGAACAGCGGCUGCGGACAGAGGCGGUGGAGAAGGCGUCGAUGCUGAGGACGAGAGCCAUGAGGGAGAAGGAGGAGCAGAGGGAGAUGAGGAAAUACAACUACACCCUGCUCAGAGUGCGCUUUCCUGACGGAUACAUCCUCCAAGGGACUUUUUAUGCCCGAGAAGCAGUGUCUGUGCUCUACAGCUUUGUGAGGGAAGCACUCAGAGAUGACUGGCUGCCCUUUGAGCUCCUGGGACCUGGAGGGCUCAAACUCACUGAUGAGAACUUGGCCUUCAAUGAGUGUGGGCUGGUGCCCUCGGCCCUCCUGAGCCUGUGCUGGGACGCAGCAGUCAUGGCAGACAUCGAGGCAGCAGGAGAGGAGCAGCCCCGGAGCCCCCUGAGGCCGGAGCUCCUGGCCGGGGUGCAGACCCUCCCCUGAAAUAAAGGGCAGUGGGUUCAGU
Neopelma chrysocephalum (saffron-crested tyrant-manakin) is the source of this 1498-nucleotide messenger RNA. It is a transcript of the gene UBXN6, whose product is annotated as UBX domain protein 6. Bases 160 to 1476 code for a protein of 438 amino acids. Gene Ontology annotation, cellular component: cytoplasm. Lineage: Eukaryota; Metazoa; Chordata; Aves; Passeriformes; Pipridae. The transcript is spliced from 11 exons. The record is from RefSeq and is a predicted model, not a curated record. Gene Ontology annotation, molecular function: protein binding.